AAUUUUGGAGUGGAGUACAACCCAAUGAAACCCGAGACAUUACUCCAUUGUCCUAUAUGCGAUCUCCUACUGCCAUCUGUCCACUUGUCUUGGCCUUUCAAUUCAACAACAUCCCACAUCCCAAAAUUAGACUCGAAACGACAGUCGCUUCAAUUCAAACCCUCAAUCUCAGUUGCCUCGGUCCGAGCUCCGAAUAGAGUGGUAAAUUUGCCGAAAGACCAUGGGCAAAAGGGUCAAAUGGAGCUGGACCUCAGCAAUCAUCGGAGCGGCGUCGGCUUUAGCGACGACAGCGCUGUUCUCGUCGAAGCCCAAGGACCCAACCUUCCACCUCAUCUCCAUCAAUCUCACAUCCUUCAAGCUCAACCUCCCAGUUCUGGACACCGACCUCAUCCUCAACGUCCACGUCACCAACCCCAACAUCACAGCCGUCCACUACUCCUCCACCUCCAUGUCCAUCUUCUACAACGGCUCGCUUCUCGGCUCGGCCGAAGUUCAAGCCGGCUCUCAGCCGCCCAAGUCAUGCCAGCUGCUCCGCUUGCCUGCGCGGCUCGACGGGCUCCAGCUGGCCCACCACGCCGCUACCUUUGUUGCUGACGUGGCGAAGCGGGAGAUGGUGCUGGACGCGGCUGUAGAUAUUGCUGGGGCGGCGAGGAUUUUGUGGUGGGAUCACAAGUUUAAGGUUCACGUGGAUAGUCGCGUGACCGUUGAUCCAGUUUUUCUUGACGUCAUUGAUCAGGAAAAUAAGUUGGAGAUGGAGAUUUUUCUUGCCUGAGUUGAGAAAUUAGCAGUGUUUUUAAUUGUUUUUUUUAAAGGUGUUUUGGCUUCUUGCUGGCUUUGUUGUGUGCUGUAGUUGGUUCCCAAUUUGGAAUCCAAACUAUUAUUUGUGUCACUUUAGCAUUUCAUUUAAAUGUUAGCGUGUAAUAAGUCCGGAUUCGAAAGCAAUACAAGUCCAAGAGCUUAUUAAGGUCA
This is a messenger RNA of Prunus mume (Japanese apricot), 969 nucleotides long. RefSeq lists its product as uncharacterized. The record is from RefSeq and is a predicted model, not a curated record. NCBI's taxonomy places the organism in Eukaryota, Viridiplantae, Streptophyta, Magnoliopsida, Rosales, Rosaceae. Gene Ontology annotation, biological process: response to desiccation; defense response to other organism.